This is a messenger RNA of Vigna radiata var. radiata (mung bean), 1934 nucleotides long. RefSeq names its product 1-aminocyclopropane-1-carboxylate synthase. Gene Ontology annotation, molecular function: pyridoxal phosphate binding; transaminase activity. The coding region runs from base 253 to 1689 and encodes 478 amino acids. Gene Ontology annotation, biological process: amino acid metabolic process; biosynthetic process. The transcript is spliced from 4 exons. The record is from RefSeq and is a predicted model, not a curated record. NCBI's taxonomy places the organism in Eukaryota, Viridiplantae, Streptophyta, Magnoliopsida, Fabales, Fabaceae.
GCAAUUAGAAUUCAACCAACAUAAUCUUAUUAUCUUAUUUAUUUUUUCAGCUUUCAAUCAUGAAGUUCUAAACAGAGUUUUCUUCCUCAUCUACCACUGUUCUACCCCACAUGCACUAUAAAUACCCCAAACUCACACCAUUUUUUCACCACCACUUCUUUGCUAACCUAGCUAGCACCAUCCAAAUUCCAAAGCCUUGCAACUCAAACUAGAGUCUCAUCGUACACCUUCUGCACAAAUUAUAACAUUAACAUGGACUCGGGGAGAAUGAGCCAACACCUUCUAUCCAAAAUUGCCACCAAUGACAAACAUGGAGAGAAUUCUCCAUACUUUGAUGGCUGGAAAGCAUAUGAGAGAAACCCUUUUCACCCUACAAAAAAUCCUCAAGGUGUUAUUCAGAUGGGUCUUGCAGAAAAUCAACUAUGCUUUGAUCUGAUUGAAGACUGGAUUCUGAAUAAUCCCGAAGCUUCCAUUUGCACUCCUGAGGGAGUGCAUCAGUUCAGAAACAUUGCCAACUUUCAAGACUAUCAUGGACUGCAACAGUUCAGAAAUGCUAUUGCAAACUGGAUGUCAAAAGUGAGAGGAGGUAGGGUCAGAUUUGAUCCAGACCGUAUAUUGAUGAGUGGAGGAGCAACAGGAGCCAACGAGCAAAUCAUGUUCUGCUUGGCUGAUCCUGGAGAUGCCUUUAUGAUUCCUACCCCAUUUUAUCCAGGAUUCGUUCGUGACUUGUGUUGGAGAACCCAGGUGCAGUUGAUUCCUGUCCAUUGCCAUAGCUCCAACGACUUCAAGAUUACAAGAGAAGCUCUUGAAGAAGCUUACAAAAAAGCCAAAGAGGAGAACGUCAACGUUAAGGGGUUGAUCAUAACAAACCCCUCUAACCCUUUGGGCACAACCUUGGACAGGGACACGUUGAAGAGCCUAGUGAGCUUCAUCAACGAGAAAAACAUUCACUUAGUCUGUGAUGAAAUCUACGCAGCAACAGUGUUCAGUAGUUCCCCCAGUUAUGUAAGCGUGGCUGAAGUGAUCCAAGAAAUGGAACAUUGCAAACGUGAACUGAUUCAUGUCAUUUAUAGUUUGUCGAAAGACAUGGGGUUCCCUGGUUUCAGAGUUGGCAUAGUUUAUUCAUUCAACGAUGAAGUUGUGGCAUGUGCUAGGAAAAUGUCUAGCUUCGGCUUAGUCUCCUCGCAAACUCAACACAUGCUGGCUUCCAUGCUUUCCGAUGAAAAGUUUGUGACGAAGUUUCUUUCGGAGAAUUCAAGAAGGUUGGAGGAAAGGCACGAGAAGUUCGUGAAGGGGCUCGAAGAGGUUAACAUUGUUCGGUUUCCAAGCAGUGCAGGACUUUUCUUCUGGAUGAACUUGAAGAAUUUAUUGGAGGAAGCAACGUUCGAAGCUGAGCUGAAGCUAUGGCGUGUGAUCAUUCACGAGGUGAAGCUGAAUGUGUCACCAGGGUCUUCUUUCAACUGUUCUGAGCCUGGUUGGUUUAGGGUUUGCUUUGCCAACAUGGAUGAUCAAACAGUGGAUAUUGCACUCAACAGGAUUCGUGAACUGGUCGGGAAAGAAACAAAGAAACCAGUGGGAAUGAAACGUUGGCAAUCGAAUCUUAGACUCAGUUUUUCUUCGAGGCGGUUUGAUGACAGUGCUAUGUCUCCUCAUUCACCUAUUACAUCACCUCUUGUUCAAGCCACUUGAAUAUUCGACAAGGGUUCUUCAUCACCAUCUAUCGUUUUCAAGAACUAUGAUGAUAUGGUCUCAGUCUGAAAAUAUUUUAAUAAUUUUUGUUUUGUUUUGCUAAUUAGGUUUGUUUUUCUAAUGUUCUGGAGGGUGCUUAGGGUAUUUUCACGUUUAGGUUGUCCUAAAGGGCUAACUGUGAGAUAGCUAUAGGGUGACUGAAAUUAUUGGUGCAAUUGCAGUUAUAUAUAUGAUUGGAAUAAAUU